CAUCACAGUGCAUCCAGCUGAAAACAGCAGAUACAGACUGGAAUGACAGAGUGGACAGAGGCAGGAAGCGGGGAAGGCAAAGGGUUUUUCACCUAACCUGAGAGUACCACGCAGCAUCUUACUCAUAAGCUUCUUCAUUUGUUGUAUUCUGAACUGAUUGUGCAGCCAGGGACAUAUAUUUUAGAGCCAAAGAAGAGAAACACAGUAUACUGGUAUGUCCAAAUCAUCCUUGGAAUCUGCCCAAAUUGCCAGCAGUCACUCUGGAAACAGAACUUUAAAAACUUUUUGCACCCUGGAGAACAUAGCCGCUGGAAAGAGAUUUAAAAGAACUAUAGCUACAAUACAACAUCAGAUUUAAGAUACCCAUACUCCUUGCUUGCAAAUGUGUGAUCUUCCAGGGCAGAGGAAGGACAGACGGUGCGCUUACCUCAGUGCAUAGACACUGUGAUCCAAAGUACAAGUGACCCAGAUUAGCACGUCAACUCUGAGAAUGCUUCACUCAACAGUCAACUCCACCAAUGCCACCAUCAAUGUUGGGACUGAACUUAAGCCAACCAACACAUCCGACACUGUUAUGGACGUUCCAGAAGAGCUCUUUCUGUUCCUGUGUGUGUUCAGUUUGCUAGAAAACAUACUUGUGGUCAUUGCCAUUUUUAGGAACCACAACCUGCACUCUCCCAUGUAUUAUUUCAUCUGCUGCCUGGCUGCAUCUGAUAUGCUUGUAAGUUCUAGCAACCUAGGUGAGACCCUCAUCAUUUUUAUGCUUAAGCAAGGGAUUAUAAAAUCUGAGCCACUGCUUGUCAAAAAAAUGGAUUAUAUAUUUGAUACAAUGAUCUGCUGCUCUUUAGUAACCUCUCUCUCCUUUCUUGGGGCCAUUGCAAUUGACCGAUACAUCACCAUCUUCUAUGCCUUGCGCUAUCACAGCAUUAUGACACUGCGCAGAGUAGUUAUUGCCAUAGGCGUGAUCUGGUCGGUCAGUUUAGUUUGUGCGGCCAUAUUCAUUGUCUAUCAUGAGAGUCGUGCUGUCAUCUUAUGUCUUAUUGUAUUUUUUCUCUUCAUGUUGGCCUUGAUGGUGGCUUUAUAUAUCCACAUGUUUGCUCUGGCUCGCCAGCACGCACGUAGCAUCUCUGCCCUGCAGAAGGGGAAGAGUAGGAGAAUUACCCCACAUCAAGCUAGGGCAAACAUGAAAGGAGCCAUAACACUAACAUUGUUGCUUGGCGUCUUUUUUCUUUGUUGGGGGCCUCUGUUCCUCCACCUCACUUUGUUUGUGUCCUGCCCCGGUCAUCAUAUUUGCAAUAGCUAUUUUUACUAUUUCAACAUCUACCUCCUUCUUGUCAUCUGCAAUUCUGUUAUUGACCCCUUAAUCUACGCCUUCAGGAGUCAGGAGCUAAGGAAGACCCUCAAGGAAAUUGUCUGGUGCUCUUGGUGACAACUCAGGUUGGGGAAGGUGCUGGCAGAAAGCUAAUGGCAGCUGGGGUUUAAUAAGAAUGUCUGAGUACUUUUUCCCAUCUCCACUAGCCACAAAUAAUGAAUUUCCUGACACUCUGAGAGAUUUCAAGACUUUCUUAUGCUGAAUAAAGCAUAUUAAGUUAAGGCUAAAAAGCUCCAUAAUCCUAAAUCUAUUUCUUCUCUAGAAUGUUUCACAUAUGGUUAAUAGAGCAAACCAUACUGAUAACAGGAAAGAGCGCUUGUAAUACCAACACAGUCUGAGCAGCAAGAUGCACCAGGUAUGACAUUGCAGGGAAGACUCAUAUCUGAGUAGUAAAAGGGACAUUAGAUUCACCUAUAAGCAAACAAGGGCCAGCAAGACAUGGCAUAGAGAUGGAUUCUUGCAUAUGAAGGCUUUGAUAGCACCUCCUGUAAUAAUGAUGAGCAGUGACGCUGUAGAAGCCAUUCAGAACUGAAAUCACUUAGCAGACGUGUGGUGUUUGUCAUUGCAUAGAUCAAAGAUGGUGUUUCCCUCUGUUCAUGGAGAGGUUACCCUUCCUUAAAGCAAUAAGAACAGCAUUUAUAGUAAACUCCAUUUUCUGCAUUCCACUAAACAUGUUGUAUAAGUACUUGGCUAUCAUGUGCUUUGUUAUAUAAAUGAACAGCUCGGCAGCAACAUCCGCUUACGCAACAAGAAAAAGGUCUUGUCCCCAGGAUGCAUGGAUAUGGUAACAGUAACUGUCCUCCAGACAUUCCAAGAAGUACAUUUUCCAAGAAGUACAUUUUCCUGAUUCUGCUAAAGGGAAAAUACUACUUAAAAUAUUUCUACUUUGAUAGAAGAUUUGAAACGAUACACUCUGGCCGUAAAUUUGCUGAAGUGCCGCACCUAGGAUUGAUGUUGGUAGCCUUGGUCUCCCUGCAGUUUGGAUGCCAAACAUUGCAGACCUUCGCUUUAUAUGGACACCGCACUAAAUAUUAUCUUUCAGUAUGACAAAAUGGACAACACAUUGCACUAAACAGAACCUUUUGUAAUGCCAAGGCCCCCAUUAAUUGACUGUUUAAGUCAUCUUCAAAGUACCAAGGCAUAUCUAAUGCUCCUAAAUCUCUCCCAAUUUUAAGAGGAUUUGCAGUAAUCCAUCGGAUUAAAAUCUAAAAUAUUUUAUGCAAUACUUUCCUUUUAAAGGGGUGGUGUACCUUCAAGUUAUC
Molecule: messenger RNA, 2634 nt
Organism: Xenopus tropicalis (tropical clawed frog)
Lineage: Eukaryota; Metazoa; Chordata; Amphibia; Anura; Pipidae
Gene: mc1r
Product: melanocortin 1 receptor
Exons: 2
Coding region: 491-1429 (312 amino acids)
Biological process (GO): regulation of gene expression; signal transduction; G protein-coupled receptor signaling pathway
Cellular component (GO): membrane; plasma membrane
Molecular function (GO): G protein-coupled receptor activity; melanocortin receptor activity; melanocyte-stimulating hormone receptor activity
Source: RefSeq, a predicted model, not a curated record